CACAUUCCAAACGAGCCGGCAGACGCGUCAUGCCAACGACCGCGAGCGCUCCGGAGGACAUCUGUUGAAACCAUCGUAUACCCGCGAUUUUACGAGUACAAUUUUUUUUCUCUCUCCGCAGAUUCUCUGUCCCCUCUAUAUCUCUUUAUCUCUCUCUUUCUCGCUUCACCGUCGUUGGAUUUUUUUUUACUAUUGCCAUUAUCGUUAUUAGUAUCAUUUCUUUUUCUCACGCUUUGGGCGCAAGUCACCCGCUCACCAUCACGAGAAGAAAUCCCAUCGCAGCGUAGGUUCCUAAUCUGCCGUUAUUUACACGCUAUAGCGAAUAGGUAUUCAAAAAGAGCACUUUCACUCGCCCCAGCACUCACGUAUCCCUCUGCCGCCGCCGCUGCCACCCCGAAACUAUAGUAACAUCAACGCCACUGCGACUAUUGCAGCAUUGACACACCGCUGCGCGCGGCCACUCGGCGACAGCGGCGGCAGUGGCGGUGGCAGCCGGCAGUCAGUCAGCCAGACAGUCAGUCGUUCACACCGCGGGCCACGUAACCGUCGUGCUCCGCGACCAGUCUCCCACAACGGCGUAUAAAAUCUCACGUAAACGCCGUCCGGUCACAGCCGCCGCCGUCGCCGCCGCGAUCUUCGGAUCGCCGUCCCGCGGUCAUAACAGCGGUCGCGACAUGCUGCUAAACCGAAGAUUGCGGCUGGGCGGCGGCCUGUUGGCGCUGGGCGUCGUGGCGCUAUUCGCGGCACACCCGUCGCCGGUCAGGGGCGGUAGCUCGCACAACCUGGAGAGCCACCAGUACAAGGACUCCAGGAAGUGUCUGUUGCAGCUGACGGCCAGGACGUUGGGUUGUGGCGGUGGCGGCGGCGGCGGCGGCGUCAAGCGGACGAUCGUGACGACCGUCAAACGUCGGCCGGACAAGCGCCAACGUGGUGGCAGCGAUGACGACGACAACGAUUUGGAUCAGAACAAUAAUAGUUUCGAUUACAAUUACGACGACGACGGAGGUGGCGGCGGCGACGGUGGCGACGGUGCCGACUCCCGACAGACGUUUUACGAACCGCCUCUGAUCACCGACCCGAGGGACAGGAUGUUGCCCGUCAUCUACAGCCCGAGGCCCAUGUACGCGCCGCCACGCCAUCAGCAGCAACAGCCGCAGCAACCGCAGCAGCCGUACAACAGGUACGACGACCAAGGCGUCGCCCCGAUCAGCCCGUUCGAGGUGCCCAUCAUCAUCGGUAGUUAUCAAAACGUCGACGUAAAAUUGAAUCAAGAAAUGAUCCCAGAGUGUCCGCCCACUGAAGAUGGAUUCGAACGGUUUGCUUGUCCCACUCCAGACAAGGAAGGACGGUUCAGGUGCAUAGACGAUCACGUUCUGUGUGAUGGAUACAUAGACUGUCCAAAUGGCGACGACGAAGACAGAAAGAAUUGUUUCUUCUUCAAAACAACUAAAGCUCAUCUGGACAUACUGGCAGACGCUCUUCUACGGUGGGCAAGAGGACGCUAAUCCAAAAUGUAAUUUAAAAUAAUAUCUUGAUAAAACGCCUACGACAAUUUAAAUUCAAAACCCAUAAUUCAACAAAAUAACUUUCCUUCUAUAGGUUUGAUUGAAAAAUAAUAUUUUCCCUAGAAACUUGUUUAAGGUACUUAUAAAAAUUGUUCGCAUUACAUGCGUGCAAACAAACGACAAAAAUAAUUUACAGGAUAAAAUGGAGGCCUGGAAAACGAAACGCUUUUUGGCGUACUACUACUGAUGUUACACCGGUAAACAUUUCAAAAGUCUAUUAAAUUAUAUUAACCACGUUUUCCUCUUUUAUGUGCUCAUAACAUUAUGAUUUCAUUUUAAUACUACCAAGUUCCUACAAUAGUUGUUGUUACCAAGCAUGUGUCAUGUUGAUGUAUUUUCGUACGGGUUGUAUAUUAAUUUAUUGGUUUUUUUUUUAAACUCUAUCUGUGGUCAAUCAGAUCUGUGAAUGAGAUCGCAAUAAAUCAUUGUGUGUUUAUUUUAAUCGUGAAUAAUAGAACUUGUAAAUAUUAUUAUUACUAUUACUAUUAUUAUUAUAAAUAUUAAUAUUACUACUACUAUUAUUAUACUAUUAAUUUGAUUACCUAUAUUUAUUACUAAAUUUUAUUGUUCAACCUAUGCUUCCGCAUGUGUUUUUAUUGUUUCCACGGCCUUUUUUCUAGAUAAUAAUACACUAUAAAUGAAUUUUAAAAACAGAAUACAAAAUAUUCGUUUUUAUUAAAAUUAUACACAACAGUUUAUUAAAAUUAUACACGACUUUUUAUGAAAAAAAAACAAACCUUACAACACUUCUGUGUUUAUUAUUAUCAUUUGUAUUUAUUUACCCCGACAUUGCAUGUGCCUGUUCUACCCGAGUUUGUGUUUAACCCUAAUUUACCAUAAAUAUCACAUCACCUAAAUCCUAUUUAUUAUACUUUGACGGUACUAUAUAGCUUUGGAUGUUUCUUAAAUUGCACGCAGGGAUGGACAAACUAAAAACACAAGGUAUUCAUGUACGUAUUUUUAAUGAACUAUAAAAAAAUUAUGAAAAUCCUCGUGAAAUGAUUAGUGCCCAUCCCUGUAGUGUAGGUAUGUGUAUGAUAUUCAACCUGUUUAAAUAUAAUGAGACAUGCAGUUUGCACAUUUUUACAUAGUGAUGAAAACAACGUCGUAAAGGUAAGUAACCUGUAAUUUAUUCAACAAUUGCAUUACAUUUUGGUAUUUUAAAGUUCUUAUGUGCAUCGUUAUUCGUUUGUGUGUCCUCAUAAGCGAAACACGCUAACAAUACUUAGGUUUUCUUUAUGAUGAUCAUAUUACAUAUUAGUACCUGAACUACAAUUACAUAUUACAUUACGGUUUUAGAAUAAUAUAUAAUAUAAUAAUAAUAAUAAUAAUGAUAAUAAUAGUACACCAUAAACAUAAUGAACUCAGAAAUGACGAAAGAUUUUUGAGUUAAGAUGAUUAAAAUUCGUACUAUUUAAAAACACAUCUGAGUGCAUAUCCUUUACAAAUUCUAUUUGAUGCACUGGCACACACGCAUUACAUAACGUUAUAGU
Molecule: messenger RNA, 3058 nt
Organism: Myzus persicae (green peach aphid)
Lineage: Eukaryota; Metazoa; Arthropoda; Insecta; Hemiptera; Aphididae
Gene: jeb
Exons: 4
Coding region: 675-1505 (276 amino acids)
Biological process (GO): positive regulation of MAPK cascade
Cellular component (GO): terminal bouton
Molecular function (GO): transmembrane receptor protein tyrosine kinase activator activity; protein binding
Source: RefSeq, a predicted model, not a curated record